Molecule: messenger RNA, 366 nt
Organism: Rhinopithecus roxellana (golden snub-nosed monkey)
Lineage: Eukaryota; Metazoa; Chordata; Mammalia; Primates; Cercopithecidae
Product: olfactory receptor 13C7-like
Exons: 2
Coding region: 1-366 (121 amino acids)
Source: RefSeq, a predicted model, not a curated record
AUGCAUAACCUCCAAAUUCCUCAUCGUUCUCUUGGGGAAAUAGUAACCAGGGAGGACCUUAGACUGGAAGGGAAGAGACUAAACAUGAUCAGUCGCCUGCCCUUCUAUGGGGACAUCAUCAUCAACCACUUGACCUGUGAGGUCCUGGCUGUCCUGAAGUUGGCCUGUGCUGACAUCUCUAUCAACGUGAUCAGGCAAAAGGCCUUCUCCACCUGCUCUGCCCACCUCACAGUUGUGGUUGUCUUCUACAGGACCAUCCUCUUCACAUAUGGGAAGCCCAAGUCGAAGGACCCACUGGGGGCAGACAAGCAGGAUUUUGCAGACAAACUCAUCUCCCUCUCCUAUGGAGUGGUCACCCCAUGCUGA